Messenger RNA from Dermatophagoides farinae (American house dust mite), 14037 nucleotides. It is a transcript of the gene mgl, whose product is annotated as low-density lipoprotein receptor-related protein megalin. Gene Ontology annotation, cellular component: apical plasma membrane; plasma membrane; signaling receptor complex. Gene Ontology annotation, molecular function: protein binding; hormone binding; calcium ion binding. NCBI's taxonomy places the organism in Eukaryota, Metazoa, Arthropoda, Arachnida, Sarcoptiformes, Pyroglyphidae. Gene Ontology annotation, biological process: receptor-mediated endocytosis. The record is from RefSeq and is a predicted model, not a curated record.
ACAACAACAACAACGACGACGACAUUAUCUCCAAUUGAUACAUUUAUUUUACAUCAUCAUGGAGAUGACAACAACAACAACAACAAUCCAGGAAUCUUGUCAUCAACAUUUGCAAAUAAAUCAUUAUCAUUAUCAUCAUCAUCAAAAAAUUGUACACCAGAUCAAUUCCGUUGUAAUAAUGGAAAUUGUAUACCGAAACGUUGGGUUUGUGAUUUUCAAAAAGAUUGUGAAGGUGAUGAAGAUGAGAAUCAAUCCUGUCCACCACCACAAUGUGAUCCAAAUCAAUUCACCUGUGGUCAAUAUGUAUUCAAUAAAACCUAUUGUAUACCAUUACACUGGCACUGUGAUAAGAUUGUUGACUGCCAGGAUGGAUCGGAUGAAGGAGAAACAUGCUCCUAUAGACCUUGUCAGCCUGACGAUCAUGUAUGCCAAAAUAAUGGUAGCGCAAUAUGUAUUCCAGCAUUGAAAAAAUGUGAUGGUUAUAAUGAUUGUCGAGAUGAAUCGGAUGAAAAAGAUUGUGCCCAUAAUGGAACCGCUUGUCAAUUGAAUGAAUUUCGUUGUGCCAGUGGUAAAAAAUGUAUUGAAGAAACAAAACGUUGUGAUCAUUGGAGCGAUUGCGGCGAUGGUGAUCUAUCCGAUGAAGAGAAUUGUGAUUUUCCACCAUGUGCAUCCGAUCAAUUCCGUUGUACGAACGCUAUUUGUAUACCAGCUAAAUGGCGUUGUGAUGGCCAUUCUGAUUGUAAUGAUGCAAUCGAUGAGGCUAAUUGCACUGUUGUAUCAUGUACGGAGAAUAAAUUUCUAUGUCCUAUAGAAAAGAAAUGUAUUAAUCGUGAAAAAUUAUGCGAUGGAAUUGCCGAUUGUACAGAUGGUGCCGAUGAAAAAGAAGCUUGCUCCAUGAAAAAUUGUGAUUCAUUGAUGUGUGAACAUAAAUGUAAAGCAUCAUUAAAUGGUGGUAUUUGUUAUUGUCAAACCGGCAUGACAAUCAAUCCAAAAGAUCAAAAAUCCUGUAUCGAUUUUGAUGAAUGCCGUGAAUGGGAAUAUUGCGAUCAAUUUUGUACAAAUACACCGGGUAGCUAUCAAUGCCAUUGUGGUUCCGGUUAUAAGCUUAAUGAUAAUCGUCAUUGUAAAGCUGAAAAUAGUUCGGAUAUGCAAAUCAUGUUUGUACAUCAUAGUUCCAUAUAUCGAAUGGAUUUUUCGGGAAAUUCAUUAGAGAUAAUUACAAAUGCAACAGCCGCAAGCGGUCUUGAUUAUCAUUUUGCUAAAAAUAUCCUCUUCUGGUCGGAUGUUGAAACACGAAAAAUCUACAGUAUUAAUCUGGAUCCUGAUAGACCAACCAAAUUCACAAAAGAAAUAAGCGUCUUCUAUCCAUGGACACCGAUUUCGAUUGCUAUUGAUUGGAUUGCGAAUAAAAUAUACAUUUGCGAUACACAUAAUCAAAAAAUUGACAUCAUGGAAAUUGAUGGUAGUCAUCAUAGUAUAGUGAUUAGCCAAAAUCUGACAGCACCACUCGACAUUGCCCUCGAUCCGAGCCGUGGGCUAAUGUUUUUCACAGACAAUGAUAAUAUUGAUCGAGCUUUGAUGGAUGGCACACAACGAACGACAAUUGUUUCGAAUUAUAUUUACAAAGCAACCGGUAUUGCAUUGGAUUAUGUUACUCAACGUGUGUUUUGGUGUGAUUCACAACUGGAUCAAAUUGUUGUCGUUAAUUAUGAUGGCCAAGAACGACAUACAAUUAUACGUGGUAGUACAAAAGUACCAUCACCUGUACGAAUGACCGUUUUCGAAAAUUAUGCCUAUUGGACGGACAGUACACGACAAGGUGUGCUACGCUUAAAUCUCUAUAACAAUUCAGAUAUUGAAAUUUUAUAUCGUGAAAGACGAAUCAUCAAAGAACCACGAAGUAUCCAUACUGUACAUUCGCUUCGACAACCUAUUGUAUUUAAUCCAUGUAGUGGUAAUAACGGAGGUUGUCAACAUAUGUGUGUGCUUACCAGAAAUGGUGACGGAAAUUCAUUUGCACUUGGUUAUCGAUGUGCAUGUGAUAUUGGUUAUCAACUUACCGAAGAUUUACGAAGUUGUACGAAAAUUGAAGAAUUUCUCAUGUAUUCACAACAGAAAUUUGUUCGUGGCAUUAUUCUUGAACCUAAAUUAAGCGGAUUUACCGAUGCCAUUGUUCCUGUUGUUAGUCGUUCAGCUCGAUUUGUUGGUCUUGAUUUCAAUGCACGUACUAAUCAUAUUUUCUAUUCGGAUGUCAUUCUUGAUGUUAUCUAUAAGAUCAAAGUAGAUGGAACUGGCAAAGAAAAUGUAUUGGCUUCACAAAAUGAAGGUGUCGAAGGAUUAGCACAUGAUUGGAUAUCGAAUAAUCUAUACUAUAUUGAUAGCCGUAAAGGAACAUUGAAUGUAAUCAGCAUCAAUAAUUCAACUUAUCGUCGUGUUUUACUAAAAAAUCUAAAACGUCCACGUGCUAUUGUCGUACAUCCAAAUCGUGGUUACAUUUUCUAUUCAGAAUGGGAUCGUCCUGCAAACAUUAGCCGUGCCUAUUUAGAUGGUUCAAAUGUAAUGAUAUUUCGUGGUGUUUUACUUGGCUGGCCAAACGGUCUUAGUAUUGAUUAUGAUAAUGAUCGAUUAUAUUGGUGUGAUGCCCUGUUGGAUCAUAUUCAACAUGCUAAUCUUGAUGGUACUGAUGUUAAAACGAUAAAUUCACCACGAAUCAAACAUCCAUUCUCAUUGGUCAUACAUCGGGAAUGGCUUUAUGUUACCGAUUGGCGAUUGGAUGCCAUUUUACGUAUGAAUAAAGUGAAUGGAAGUGAUGAAAAAAUAAUCAACACGGUUGAAGAAGGUAGCCGUCUGUAUGGUAUACGUGUAUUUAGCCGUGAUGCGCAGAAAAUCGAAAAUCUUCAUCCCUGUCUUUAUGAUAAUGGCAAUUGUCAAAAGUUUUGUUUCGCUAUACCUAGUAAUGAUAAUACAACAAGUGAUAAACUUGUUGUACGAUGUGGAUGUCCAUAUGGAGAAAAAUUGUCUAACGAUCAACGUACCUGUGUUUCUGAUCCUGUAAAAGAGCCACCAUUACAAGCAUGUCCUAAUUCAUGGGAUUUUACAUGCGAUAAUCAACGAUGUAUACCUAAAUCGUGGGUAUGUGAUGGUGAUAAUGAUUGUCUGGAUGGAUCGGAUGAGAAGCAAAAUUGUACACAACCAUGUAGUAAUCGAGAUUUUAAAUGUGCCAGUGGACGAUGUAUACCAAUGGGUUUUAAAUGUGAUAAAGAUAAUGAUUGUGGAGAUUUUUCCGAUGAAGCAGGCUGUGCAAACAUUACCUGUAGUGCGAAUGAAUUCACCUGUGACAAUGGACGUUGUAUAUCGAUGUCAUGGAAAUGUGAUAGCGAAAAUGAUUGUGGUGAUGGUAGUGAUGAAGGCGAUUCCUGUAAAGAUAAAACUUGUUCAUAUUUUCAAUUUACAUGUCCUGGUAGUGGCCAUUGUAUACCGCAAAGUUGGGUUUGCGAUGGCGAUAAUGAUUGUAUUGAUCAAGCGGAUGAAAAAAAUUGUCCACCAAUCGUUUGUUCGAAAAAUCAAUUUCAAUGUUCCGAUAUGAAACAAUGUCUUCAUGAAAGUUAUCAUUGUGAUGGUAUGAAUGAUUGUCAAGAUGGAUCAGAUGAAAAAGAAUGUCCACAGCUUUCACCGAAUCAAUGUGAUCAGGAAAAACAAUUUCAAUGUAAAGCAUCAAGAAUCUGUAUACCAAAAUCAUGGUAUUGUGAUGGUAAUCCUGAUUGUGAAGAUCAUAGUGAUGAACCAUCAACGUGCGGCCAAAUUGAAUGUCCAAAUAAUCAUUUCAAAUGUGAUAAUUCUCGAUGUAUUUUCAAAUCAUGGAUAUGUGAUGGCCGUGAUGAUUGUGGUGAUAAUUCAGAUGAAGAUAAACGUCAUGCAUGCGGUGCAGCCAAAUAUGAUUGUCCAAGUGGUCAAUGGUCAUGUCCAAAUAUAACCGAUCGUUGUAUUACGAUAGAUAAAAUCUGUAAUGGUCAUUCCGAUUGUCCGAAUGGAGCCGAUGAAGGUCCUGGUUGUGGUCUGGUCAGUUGUCAACAACAAAAUUGUCUUUAUAAAUGCAAAGAAACACCUGUUGGCCCAUUAUGUCUAUGUCCACCGGGGGAACGUCUCAACGAUACUCGUACCUGUGUCGAUAUAAAUGAAUGUGAACAAAUUGGAACAUGUAGCCAUAAAUGUUUCAAUGAAAAAGCUAAUGUAGCUGGCAGUAUUGGAUUUAAAUGUGAAUGUGAAUCAGGAUAUCAACUGGAAAAUCGAACCUAUUGUAAAGCAUUGAAUCGUACGUUAGCCUAUAUGGUUAUUUCAAAUCGUCGAUCCAUAUUGAUUGCUAAUAUAACGAAUGUUUCAUUGGAACGAAUUCCGGUUCGUGUUGAAAAUGUUGUCGCUACUGCAUCAGAAAUGUCAACAGGCAUAAUAUAUUGGUAUGAUAUGCAUGCAAAGAAAAUAUAUCGUGUAAAAAAAGGUACUAGCGAACCUGAAGUGAUUAUUGAAAAUGGUUUAGAUCUAGUCGAAGGUUUGGCUAUCGAUUGGAUUGCUAAAAAUCUGUAUUGGGUUGAUUCACGUCUUAAAACAAUUGAAGUAUCAACAAUUGAUGGUAAAAAUCAUAUUGUAUUAUUAAGCCAAAAUAUUAGUCAACCACGUGGUAUAUGUCUUGAUCCACGUGAAGAUGCAAGAAUUCUAUUCUGGAGUGAUUGGGGUGAAAAUCCACGUAUAGAACGUAUGGGUAUGGAUGGUAGUGAACGUAAAGUGAUUGUUAAUACAAAAAUCUAUUGGCCUAAUGGUCUUACUAUUGAUAUUCCAACAAAACGUAUAUAUUUUGCUGAUUCAAAAUUAGAUUAUAUCGAUUUCUGUAAUUAUGAUGGUACUGGCCGACAACAAGUACUUGCACAUAAUCAUUAUCUAUUACAUCCACAUUCAUUGACAAUAUUUGAAGAUACACUUUAUUGGACUGAUCGUCAAUUGAAUCGUGUACUUUCAUGUCAUAAAUUUCGUGGAUCAAAUCAAACGGUUGUCUCUCAUCUAGUCAGUCAACCAUUGGGCAUACAUAUCAAUCAUCCAUUAUUACAGCCUGAAUCAUCAUCGAAUCCAUGUGCCAAAGCUCCUUGUUCUCAUCUAUGUUUAUUAUCACCAAAACAGCAAGGAUAUUCAUGUAAAUGUCCAUCCGGUUAUGGACAGGAUCGUACAUCAUCUGGUGGUGGCCGUUGUAUACCUAUCGAUACACCAUAUCUAAUGGUAAUGAAAACCACACAGAUUGUUGAUUUAAGUCUUACGCCGAAUGAAAAAUCUGUCGGCUUUUUUACACCAAUUAUUGGCAUCGAAAAUGGCUAUGAUUUUGAUUAUGAUAAACAACAAGGUUACACCUAUUAUAUUCAAUUACGUGAAGAUGAUAAAGAAAAUGGUACAUUGUAUAAAAUUAACUUGUUGGGUGGAAAUCAGACAAAAUUUUUAGCAGAUGGAAUUGUUGGUGCACCAUAUUGUUUGGCAUUCGAUUGGCUUGGUCGAAAUCUUUAUAUUGGCAAUAAAAAAGCAUCAAAUAUUUUAGUAGUGAAAACAGAUGGUGAUAAAAAUUAUCGUCGAAUUAUUCUUAGUAAUGAUGGAACGGAAAAAGGUGUAGCCAAACCAAAAGCAAUUGUAUUGGAUCCAUUACAGGGAAAAUUAUAUUGGCUCGAUGAAGGUGGUGUUGGUGUACCGCAGAAAUUAGCCAAAGCUAAUAUGGAUGGAACAAAUCCACAGAUUUUAAUCAAAGAUUCACUUCAUCAAAUCGAAGCACUUACAUUUGAUUUCAAUAAUCGUCGUAUCUAUUUUAGCCAAAGUUAUGUAGGUGUUAUUGAAAGUGUUGAUGAAGAUGGAAAAGAUCGUAAAACUAUUAUUACAAGUUCCACUGGCAUAGCAAAACCACAAGGACUAGCCAUCUACAAUAAUCGAUUAUAUUAUUUGGAUUCUGUAUAUGAGAAAAUUGUUCGAGUCAAUCUACCAGACGGCAGUAAUGCCGUUGCAAUCGAAGAAAAUUCACCGAAUCUAUCAAACUUGAAAAUCUAUAGUAAACGGCCAAGAAUUGAAAAUCAUCCAUGCCGUAAUUCGAAUGGAAAUUGUCAACAUUUAUGUAUACCGGAUGAAAAUAAUCGCCAUAAAUGUUUAUGUAGUACAGGUUUUCGUACCGAUGGACAGACUAAUUGUCAACCAUAUAAAUCAUUUGCUGUUGUAUCGUUGUUGACAAAAAUGCAAGGAUUCAGUCUUGAAGAUCAUGCUGAAGCUAUACAACCGAUUGCUGGACCUGGCCACAAUAUUCUUCAUAUUGAUGUUCAUGUAGUGAAAAAUCAUAUCUAUUGGGUAGAAUAUAAUCCAGGCGAACGUAAUGGCAUAUAUCGAAUUAAACCAGAUGGAACGGAAAAAAUGCAUAUUAUCAGCGAAGGUAUCGGUAGUAAUGGUAUUCGUGGCAUUGCAAUCGAUUGGAUUGCCGGUAAUCUUUAUUUCACGAAUGUAUUUCCACAUGAAACCUAUAUUGAAGUUAGCCAUUUGGAUGGUAAAAAUCGAAUGGUAUUGAUAAAAACAACGACCGAUGCUCCAAGAGAAAUUGCUGUCAAUCCAAUCAAACGAUAUCUAUAUUGGAUUGACUAUGGUCAAUUUCCAAAAAUUGAAAAAGCAUUAUUAGACGGCCAAAAUCGUACACCAAUCGUUGUCACUGGUAUAAGUAAUCCACGUGAUUUAACCAUCGAUAUCGUUACUCAUGAUCUUUAUUGGGUGGAUGCACGUGAAGAUGCCAUUCAAAAAGUAUCAUAUUCUGGUGGACGACGACAAUAUGUUUGGAAAAAUUUACCAACACCAUACGGUGCUUCCAUACUUGGCUCACAAAUCUAUUGGGUAGAUCGUAAUCUUCGUACAAUAUUUCGUGGAAGUAAAGUUCCUGAAGUGGCACAAAGUCAAACACCUGAACCAUUCAAAUCAAAUUUGGAUACAUUACGUGAUAUUGUUAUAUUCGAUGCACAGAAUCAACCACCAGGUGAUUCUGUUUGUUCUCGUUUCAAUGAACGUAUUUGUGAUCAACUUUGUUUUGCAAUGCCACAAGGUUAUGAACAAGAUUAUAAAUGUGCCUGUUCAUCAGGUGUAUUAGAUGCCAAUGAUCAUAAACGAUGUAAACAACUGGAUGAAUAUCUUAUUUUCACUACACGUAAAGAAAUUCGUACCAUUAAUCUUGAUGAAAAGAUCUCUAGCCCACCAGUCAUGCCAAAAACUAAUCUUACCAAUGUUGUUGGUUUAGAUUUUGAUUAUGCAAAUAAGAAAAUCUAUUUCACACAAAUUCGUCCUGAUGGUAGCAUUUCAUCGUAUCAAAUUGAUAAGAAAAAUGAUGAUCCACACAAUGUCAUUCUAUCGAAAGGAAUCAAUCCGGAAGGUAUUGCUUAUGAUUGGACAAACAAAAAAAUCUAUUGGACUGAUUCAGCAAAUCGUUCUAUUUAUUCAAUGAAUGAAGAUGGAUCACAGAUCGUUAUGAUUGUUCGUGUUGAAAGGCCAAGAGCAAUCGUCAUAGAUCCUUGUGAAGGCUAUCUAUAUUUCACUGAUUGGGGUCGAUUUGGUAAUAAUGGAAAAAUCUAUCGUUCAACAAUGUCCGGUAAUUUCAAACGGGCCAUCAUUGAAGAUGAUCUCACACAACCAAGUGGUUUGGCCAUCGAUUAUGAAGAACGAAAACUUUAUUGGACUGAUGCUUUACGUGAAAAAAUCGAACGUUCCAAUAUGAAUGGAACUGAUCGUGAAGUUUUGAUCUCAGCUACAAUCUAUCCAUUUGCAAUGACUUUGUUUAAAAAUUAUAUCUACUGGACUGAUCUACAAUUACGUGGUGUUUAUCGUGCAGAUAAAUAUACCGGUUCUGGAAUGAUUGAAAUGGUCAAACGAUUAGAAGAAUCACCACGUGAUAUUCAUGUGUUCUCUUCACAGCGGCAACUUUGUGAUAAAAAUCCCUGCCAAAUUAAUAAUGGUGGCUGUGCACAUUCAUGUCAUCAAGCGCCAAACAGUACGGUUGAAUGUCGUUGUAAUUCUGGAUUUAAAUUAGCCAAUGAAAAUCGAAUGUGUGUACAGGAUACAGUUGAAUGUGAUGAAUCAAAAUAUUCAUGUGGUAAUGGAAAGUGUAUACCACGAUUAUGGACAUGUGAUGGUGAUGAUGAUUGUGGAGAUAAUACCGAUGAAGAUUCAAUGUUUUGCGCCGUUCAUACAUGUGGCCCAAAUGAAUUCCGGUGUGGUAAUGGUCGUUGUAUAUUUAAAACAUGGAAAUGUGAUCAUGAAAAUGAUUGUGGUGAUAAUUCUGAUGAAGAAGAUUGUGAAUAUCCACCAUGUGCUGAUGGUGAAUUCACAUGUGGUAAUCAUAAAUGCAUACCGAAAGCCCAAUUAUGUAAUGGUGUAAAUGAUUGUAAAGAUUCGAAUACGACCGAUGAAAAUCAUAUUAAUUGUCCGAAUAACAAAACUUGUAUGGCAAAUCAUUUGAAAUGUGAAAAUACAAACAUUUGUGUGGAACCAUAUUGGCUAUGCGAUGGUGAUAAUGAUUGUGGCGAUAAUUCGGAUGAAAGUUCAUUAAUUUGUUCACAACGUACCUGUCCACCGAAUAGUUUUCGAUGUCCAAAAAAUCAUCGUUGUAUACCGGCCACUUGGUAUUGUGAUGGUGAUGAUGAUUGUGGCGAUAAAUCUGAUGAACCAGAAGAUUAUUGUAAAAGUGAUAAACGAACAUGUUUUGGUGAUUUGUUUACCUGCAAUAAUGGAAAUUGUAUACCACGAAUUUAUAUCUGUGAUGGUGAUAAUGAUUGUCUGGAUAAUUCCGAUGAAGAUGAACAACGACAUCAAUGUGACACCAGACAAUGUGACCCAGAACGUGAAUUCACCUGUACGGCAAAUAAAAACUGGGGUCGAACCCAAUGUAUACCGAAACGAUGGAUUUGUGAUGGUGAUCCAGAUUGUGUGGAUGGUGCCGAUGAGAAUACAACAUUACAUAAUUGUCCACCACCCGAAGCAUGUGAUGCUGAUCAAUUUAGAUGCAAUAAUAAUCGUUGUAUUAGUAAAGAAUGGGUUUGUGAUCAUGAUAAUGAUUGUGGUGAUGGUUCAGAUGAACAUCGUAAUUGUACAUUCCGUGAAUGUCAUGAUGAUGAAUUUUCAUGUCGUAAUACAAAAUGUAUACGUAAAACAUAUCUUUGUGAUGGUGAAGAUGAUUGUGGUGAUAGUAGUGAUGAAAAUCUUUCACAAUGUAAAACAAAAAAAGCACCAACAUGUCCGGAUGGUCAAUAUCGUUGUAAAAAUGGACAAUGUAUUCCAAUGGAACGUGUUUGUAAUAAACAUAUUGAUUGUGAAGAUGGUAGUGAUGAAUCACCACAUUGUAAUAUAGAUGAAUGUGCCAAAAUCGAUAUUAAUCGUUGUGAACAUAAAUGUAUUGAUGAUCCUAUUGGUUUCCAUUGUCAAUGUAAUGAUGGAUAUAAACUUAUGAAAGAUCAAAAAGCUUGUGAAGAUAUUGAUGAAUGUUCAAUGAUGAAACAAAAAUGUAGCCAAUAUUGUUUCAAUACACCUGGAUCAUUCAGUUGUAAAUGUAAUGAUAUCUAUUAUGAACGUGAACCAGAUGGUCGUACAUGUAAAAGACGUGACACAGACGUACAACCAUGGCUCAUAUUCAGCAAUCGUUACUAUAUCCGUAAUUCCAGUGUCGAUGGUUCAAUUUAUAAUCUAAUUAAAAUGGAUCUGAAAAAUGUCGUAGCAUUGGAUUUUGAUUAUCGUGAAGAACGACUUUAUUAUGCCGAUGUUGGUAAUAAAACAAUCAAUCGUAUUUUUAUCAAUGGAACUGGUGAACAGAAUAUUGUUCGUCAUGAAGCACAUGGCUUAGAAGGUAUGGCUGUUGAUUGGAUUGGAAGAAAAUUAUAUUGGAUGGAUCGUACAAGUAAACAUAUUGAAGUAACCGAACUGGAUGGAACGCGAAGAAAAACAUUACUAUCUCGUGGAAUAUCUGAUCCUCGUGCUAUUGUUGUACAUCCAAAGAUUGGUUAUCUAUUUUUCACCGAUUGGGGUCAUCAUUCAUGUAUCGGUAAAAUGGGAAUGAAUGGACAGAAUUUUUCACGAAUCAUCACUUAUGAACAGAAACUUGUAUGGCCAAAUGCAUUGACAAUCGAUUAUUUUAGUGAUAAAAUAUUCUGGGCCGACGCUCAUCUUGAUUAUAUUGAAUAUGCUGAUUUUGAAGGAAGAAAUCGACAUACUGUUCUCAGUGGUAAUUCCGUUCCACAUGUAUUUGCUUUAUCCGUAUUUGAUGAUUGGCUUUUCUGGACCGAUUGGAAUACAAAAGGUUUGGCCCGAGCGCAUAAAUUUACCGGAGAAAAUUAUCAAGUGCUUCGUAAUACAUCUCAUCGACCAUACGAUAUUCAUGUAUAUCAUCCAUUGCGACAAAUUCCAUAUGAUAAUCCAUGUGGUGAUAAAAAUGGUGGCUGUUCACAUCUUUGUCUCAUUGCACCGGAAGGACAAACAUUCACUUGUGCUUGUCCAAAUAAUUUUGUUCUACUUCGUGACAAUAAAACUUGUAUAGCCAAUUGUACACGUGGUCAACAUCGAUGCGGUUCAAAUGAUGAUCGUUGUAUACCGAUAUUCUGGACAUGUGAUGGUGAUAAAGAUUGUCAGGAUGGUUCGGAUGAACUAAAUUGUCCACCAUUCCAAUGUAAACCAGGCAUGUAUCAAUGUAAGAAUAACCAAACCACGUGUUUGUCACGUAUUCGAAUUUGUGAUGGUGUUCGUGAUUGUCAGGAUGGUUCGGAUGAAAGUUUUUGUGAUUCUGAUUGCGGUGAACAUAGUUUCAAAUGUCAAUCUACAGGUCGCUGUGUUCCAAGCUCUUGGCAAUGUGAUGGUGAUAAUGAUUGUUCGGAUGGCUCCGAUGAAGAUCCAGCCGUUUGUCAUCAUCGUGAUUGUGAUAAAGAUACACAAUACAAAUGUAAUAAUGGCAAAUGUAUACCGAAACUUUGGUAUUGUGAUUUUGAUGAUGAUUGUGGCGAUAAUUCGGAUGAACCAGCACAUUUAUGUCGUAAUCGAAAUUGUAGUACCGGAUGGCGAAAAUGUCCAUCAAGACAUAAUUAUCGUUGCAUACCAAGUUGGCUAUUCUGUGAUGGUAAAGAUGAUUGUCGCGAUAAUUCGGAUGAAACAAAUCCAGAAUUAUGUCCAGUAUGUCAUAUUGCGGGUGAUUUUAAAUGUAAAAAUGAUCGCUGUAUUCCAUUGCGUUGGCGAUGCGAUUUCGAAGAUGAUUGUGGCGAUAAUAGUGAUGAAAAUCCAGCAAUGUGUACUGAAUUAUAUCGUGAAUGUUCGGAAAGUGAAUUUCAAUGCAAUAAUAAAAAAUGUAUACCAUCCAGAUGGCGAUGUGAUCACGAUGAAGAUUGUGAUGAUGGAUCGGAUGAAAUUGAUUGUCUGGAACAUGUCUGCAAAUCUGAUCAAUUCAAAUGUAAAAGUGGACACUGUAUACCGCAGAAAUUGGUCUGUGAUGGAAAUAAAGAUUGUAAAGAUGUAUCCGAUGAAAUGAAUUGUCCACCCAGAUUUCCAAAUGGAAAAUAUUGUCAGGAAACUUUAUUCCAAUGUAACAAUACCGUAUGUCUCCGUAAUGAUUUCCUAUGCGAUGGAGAUGAUGAUUGUGGUGAUGGUACGGAUGAACAAGAAUCUUUAUGUCAAAAUUUCGAAUGCGAUCCAUCAAGAAAAUUUCAAUGUAAAAACAAAAAAUGCAUACCAUUAUGGCAGAUUUGCAAUGGUUAUGAUGAAUGUGGCGAUGGUAGUGAUGAAAAUAAUCAUACAUUAUGUCGACGUUGGCCAACAACCUGUGCAUCAAAUCAAUUCAAAUGUACCAAUGAUAAAUGCAUUGAUUUGACCAAAGUUUGUGAUCAUUUUGAUGAUUGUGGUGAUUUAUCCGACGAAAAAGGCUGUCAUCAAGGCGUUUGUAAUCGUGAAACGAAAGGUGGCUGUCAACAUAAUUGUUCAACAAUUGGUGAAGGCUCGUACAUUUGUAUUUGUCCACGGGGCUAUAAAACGAAUGAAACAAAUCCAAAAUUAUGUGAAGAUAUAAAUGAAUGUGCAACAUUUGGUCAUAAUUGUUCGCAGAAUUGUAUAAAUCUUGAAGGAACAUAUGCUUGUAGCUGUCGAUCUGGAUUUGAUUUUGUCGAGGAUCGUUGUGUAGCACAGGGUGCAGCACCAGUCAUUUUGUAUUCAGAUGGAUCGGAAAUUCGUACAAUCGAUUAUAAUGAACAAUUACAAUCAAUGAUUGUGACUGGUGAAUCACGAAUACAAUCAUUAGAUUAUGAUCCGGUGGAUAAGAUAAUUUAUUGGAUCGAUUCAUUUGAUUCAUCAAUAAAACGGGCAAUCAUACCAGAUAUUCAGGAUCCUAAUCAUGGAAUGGCAUUCACACAGGAUAUGAAUCUGAAAAGUACAAAUAAAUUAAUCGAUAUCGAUGUGGAUUGGGUGGCCAGAAAUCUUUAUUGGACUGAGAUGGAUAUAUCGGGAUCAAAACCUCGUGGUCGUAUAUUAACAAGUCUAUUGGAUGGUCGAUACAAACGAUCACUAAUAACAACUAAUCUUGAACGUCCAACAUCUAUUGCAUUGGAUCCUGAAUUAGGAAUAAUGUUCUGGACGGAUGCAGGCCAAUUGCCUAAAAUCGAAACUAGUUGGAUGGACGGUUCCGAACGUAAAGCAAUCGUCAAAGAAAGAUUGGGCGUACCGGCUAGUAUUGUCAUCGAUUUUCAAGCUGAUCAUCGAUUAUAUUGGUGCGAUACUAAACUUAAUUCAAUUGAAUCGGCCAACAAAGAUGGAUCCGAUCGUGCGGUCAUCAUACACGGUGAAUCACAUCAUCCGAUUAGUUUGGAACUAUUUGAAGAUCAAAUCUAUUGGACAACAAAAGAUACGAAUGAAAUCUAUAGACAGGAUAAAUUUGGCCGUGGUGUAAAAGUUCGAGUGAAACGCGCAUCUGCUUAUACUACAGAUUUGAAGAUAUUCCACAAUAAAAAAUAUAAUACUUCCUUGUCCAAUUCAUGUCAAUUGAAUCAUGUGAAUCCAUGUAGCCAUCAAUGUUUAUUGGUACCACGCGGAUAUCGUUGUUCAUGUCCGGAUGGAUUACAGCAUUCAAAUUUUGGAUCAAAUGCAAAAUGCAAUUCAGCAUUUGAACAUCCAUUAGCGAUGCCAUAUAAAUGUGAAUGUAAAAAUGGUGGUUUUUGUAUGUUUACGAAUUCUGAAAAGAUUAUCUGCAAAUGUCCGGAUAAUUUUGAUGGAAAUUUCUGUGAAGAUUCGGUUGCCAAAACAAAAUUGAGUUCACGUUGGGUGUUACGCACAACGCCAUCAUUGUUAUUGUUAUUAUUGGCAUUAAUUCUGGCCAGCCUUGUGUUUGUUAUCAUAUAUUUUCAGAAGAAAAAUCUCAAAACAAAUUUUCUUGCAAAUCCAAGUGUUUCAUUUCGUAGUGGCACUAAUGUAGAAUUUAUUGGCCAGGAUUUCCGUUCUGGUCAAACAUCUGGUGAACCGAACAAUCAAGAUGAAUCAUCUGAAAAUGAUAUCAAUCUGGAUGAUAUGAAAACGACCGAUUUUUCCAAUCCAAUGUAUGAUGCAUUUGGUGGUAGCGUUGCAAACACUGAAACUGGUGGCAAUAAUGUUGCAUUUAAUAAUAGUAAAAAGAAAAAUAAUCUCGAUAAUAAUGGUACAACUAAUUAUCUACAUGAUACGGAAAUGUUUACAUCAACAAUCGAUGUAGAUAAUCCACAAUCACCACCAUCCACACAAACCCCGCAUCCAUUGGAUGAAUCCUAUACAAAUCGUUUUGGUUCAGCAAUAUUAUCACCAUCAAGUGUAAUACAUAAAUCAGCAUCACCACAGAUACCAAUAAGACAAACAGCAUUGAAACCAACGACAAUCGAUACGGAUAAAGAUACGGCACAUUUAGUAGAAGAGGAUCGAACUGAUUGAAAAUCAACAAUAAACAACAACAACUAAUUAAAUCGAAAAAAAAAUCUCUCAAUUGUGAUAGAAUUUUAUUUA